Messenger RNA from Sphaerodactylus townsendi, 1693 nucleotides. Its product is annotated as uromodulin-like. The transcript is spliced from 10 exons. Gene Ontology annotation, cellular component: apical plasma membrane; cell surface. The record is from RefSeq and is a predicted model, not a curated record. Bases 44 to 1594 code for a protein of 516 amino acids. Lineage: Eukaryota; Metazoa; Chordata; Lepidosauria; Squamata; Sphaerodactylidae. Gene Ontology annotation, biological process: neutrophil migration.
UUUCCAUUACAGGGUGGUGGUGCUGAUUUUUUUACUACCAAAUAUGGAUUGUAGCCUUUAUCUGGUCUUGCUCUUAUUUGGUUUUAACUGGAGCACCUUUGCACAGCAAACUUCCGGGAUACCAGGCUUUGCUCAAGAAUGUAUGUGGGUAAAUGGCUCCCGCACCUGCUCAGAUCCUUGUUCGAAUUACAUAGUUCUGGAUCAGCCCUGGCGAAGUACCUCCUAUGGGCAGGGAAAGAACUGUGACAGUGAUAAAAGAGGAUGGUAUCGGUUUGUUGGCCAGGGAGGAGAACGCAUGCCAGAAGCUUGUGUACCUAUAUAUAAGUGCAACACUGAUGCACCUUUGUGGUUAGAUGGAUCACACCCUAACGAGAAUGCUGGAAUUGUAACUCGUGUUGCCUGUGCUCACUGGAAUGGAAAAUGCUGUCAAUGGUCUACCUCUGUGCAGGUUAAAGCGUGCAUUGGUGGCUAUUAUGUCUACAAACUGGAAGGGACACCAACAUGUAGUUUGUCUUAUUGCACAGAUCCCAACUACACUGAGAACCCAUGUUCACAAUGUGGUGUUGAUGAGGAAUGCAGUUUGAUGAACGGUGUCUGGAGUUGCAGGUGCAGUCAAGGUUUCAAUAGUUCUGAUAUUUCUAGCUUGAAGCCUGAACUAGAAUGUGGAGCAUCUCAGAUUAAAGUUUAUCUUGAGAAGUGCGUCCUGAAGGAACUGGGCUUCCAGGAUGUGGUCAUGUACUUAAAAGAUAACAGAUGUUCCGGUUUUGAAGAGCGAAAGAACACAACAGUGAUUUCAGUUGUGACUCCCACUCAAGGUGGCCAGUGCGGGACACAAUUAACAAAAAAUGACACCCAUGCUACAUACAGUAAUACACUAUAUCUGGGGAAUGGAAUUGUUGUUAGAGAGGAUGAAGUCAAGAUUAAUUUCCAGUGCUCCUACCCACUGGAUAUGGAAACCAGUCUUGCAACCGCUAUCCGGCCUAUCGUAAGCUCAAUCAACAUCAGUGUGGGAGGCACAGGAAUCUUCAUGGUGAAAAUGGCUCUCUACAGAGAUUCAAAUUACACCUCCCCUUAUGAGGGAUCCACAGCAGUGUUAUCAACAAAGGACACCCUGUAUGUUGGUGUCAUGGUGACAGUGGGGGACAUGUCUCGGUUUGUUUUGAAGCUUGUCAACUGCUAUGCAACACCCACAGAAAACACUGCUGGUCCUCUGAAAUAUUUCAUCAUCCAGAACAGCUGUUCAAACCCGAGGGAUUCAACUGUUUCAGUGGCAGAAAACGGAGUUGCAUCACAAGCAAAGUUUUCUGUUCAAGGAUUUGGAUUUCUUGGGGACUCUAAACAGGUUUUUCUCCACUGCGAAUUUCAUUUCUGUGACAUUCACACGGAACAAUGCAGACCACAUUGCUCAAGAGGUGAGAGUCGACAAGCUGCUGUUGCUGGUGAGCCGAAUAACGUUUUGCAUUUGGGACCUAUUGCUCUGAGAGCAGGUUCUGAAAGUCUUGCUGGAGCUGCCUCAUCUCAUGCUUCAUUAGGGGUUUGGAUAACGGUGCUCGUUGCUGCUGUGCUGGCUUUUCCUCUUCAUGAAUUUGCUUGACUGACGAACCCGGUCAUCCACACUGCGGAACAAAGAGCAGCACCAAGUUACAUAAAGAGAGAAAAAUUAAAUAAAGCAGAAAAAAUACGUGGACACACA